AUGGAUCAGGACAGCAGCCACACGGAGCGGACGACGUCGACACCUCCCGACAAGACUGCCGAGCCAGAUGGCGUCGUCCAGGUCGACCAGAAGAAGCAGGACGAGAUCCGUGCCGCCUGUGCAGAGGCUGAUAUUCCCGAGCUGCAGCGCCUUGCGGAAUCGGCUGGUGGCUUCCUGACCGACAAGCUACGGCAGCUAGCUUGGCCAAUAUUGCUGGGAGUACCUGCGCCGAGCACAACCGCCAACGACGAGCCGUUCCCCAGCUCCGAAGAUGAUGGUGGCAGCUGGAAAGAGCUGCCUCGCCACCGCGACGAGGACCAGGUCCAGCUGGACGUGAACCGAUCGUUCGUCUACUACCCUCAUGACCUCUCCGAGAGCGACCUGGAAUGGCGCCGAAGCCAGCUGUCGGCCCUGAUAUCGCAGGUGCUUCGCACGUGCCCUUACCUGUGCUACUUCCAGGGCUACCACGACAUAUGCCAGGUGCUGCUGCUCGUGCUCCGGCCCGCGUGGGCGUCCCCCUGCGUCGCGCGCCUCUCGGUGCUGCGCAUCCGCGACUUCAUGCUGCCCAACCUCGGGCCUACGACGGCGCAGCUGCGCCUGCUCCCGGACGUCCUCGCCGCCGCCGACCCGGCCCUCCUGCGGCACGUCGCCGCCGUCGAGCCCUUUUACGCCCUUGCGGGCACCCUGACCAUGUACGCCCACAACAUCGACUCCUACCGCGACAUUGCCCGCCUCUUUGACGUGCUGCUCGCCCGCGAGCCCGUCUUCAGCAUCUACGUCUUUGCCCAGAUCGUCGUCGACCGCCGCGAUGAGAUCCUCGACGUCGACGAGCCCGACCUGCUCCAGGUCAUCCUCGGCCGCGUCCCCGCCAACAUGGACCUCGACGCGCUCGUCGCCCGCGCCGCCGUGCUCUUCGCCGAGCACCCGCCCGAGCGCCUGCGCGCGUGGCGCCGCAUCUCCCGCGCCAGCGCCCUCAGGACCGCGCGCGACGCCCGGCGCGCCGCGGGCCAGACGCUCCAGGAGGGCGAGGCCUACUUCGAGAGGCAGGCCAAGGAGCUGCGGUGGCUGGACCUCCGCAACUCGCUCCUCUCGGUCGCGUGGGCGUACCGCCGCCCUGCCAAGGCUGUCGGCAUGGCCGUGGCUGUCAGUCUCGUCGCCUUCUAUAUGCGUCGCAACCCUGCCGUCGUUGACUCGAUUAUGUCGUUUCUUGCUAGGUGA
Messenger RNA from Akanthomyces muscarius, 1218 nucleotides. RefSeq lists its product as uncharacterized. Gene Ontology annotation, molecular function: GTPase activator activity. Gene Ontology annotation, cellular component: endoplasmic reticulum membrane. The coding region runs from base 1 to 1218 and encodes 405 amino acids. The record is from RefSeq and is a predicted model, not a curated record. NCBI's taxonomy places the organism in Eukaryota, Fungi, Ascomycota, Sordariomycetes, Hypocreales, Cordycipitaceae. Gene Ontology annotation, biological process: endoplasmic reticulum to Golgi vesicle-mediated transport; positive regulation of GTPase activity. The transcript has 3 exons.